This is a messenger RNA of Rasamsonia emersonii CBS 393.64, 606 nucleotides long. RefSeq lists its product as uncharacterized. The coding region runs from base 1 to 606 and encodes 201 amino acids. The record is from RefSeq and is a predicted model, not a curated record. NCBI's taxonomy places the organism in Eukaryota, Fungi, Ascomycota, Eurotiomycetes, Eurotiales, Trichocomaceae. The transcript is spliced from 2 exons.
AUGCGUUUCUCCGUUGCUUCUCUUGCCCUCCUGGCCGGCCUUGCCGCUGCCUCUCCUGUGGAGACUGUCUACACCACCGAGGACGUGACCAUCACUUCCUGCGCGCCCACUGUCACCAACUGCCCGGCUCGCAGCCACUCUGCUACUGCGGUUCCUUCCUCCCCGGCUGCCGUCACCUCUGCUCCUGCUGCCGUGACCACCAGCCCGGCUGCUCCUGCCGCCGGCAGCUCUGGCAGCUCCAGCGCCCCGGUGGCUCCUGCCCCGGUUGCCAGCUCCUCGGCUGUCUCCCCGGUCAGCAGCAGCGCUGCCGUUGUUCCUCCCUACCCGGUUUCCUCUGCUGCUCCUAGCGUCUCGGUCCUGACCCUGACCACCUGCGUCCCGACCGUGACCUACUCCACCAUCACUCUGUCUCCCUCUGCUGCUCCUACUGGUGCUGCUGGCGUUAAGCCCUCGUCCGUUGCUCCUGGCUCUCCUGCCGGCACUGGUGUCAGCCCUGCUGGUACCAGCCACGCUGUCCCGCCUGUCUUCACCGGUGCUGCUAGCAACGUCGGUGGCUCCAUGGUCCUUGCUGGUGCUGCUGCCGCCGCUGCCGUCCUCUUCGCUUAA